ACACACAUCACAACACACGACUGUGGGAAAACUAAUAGUAAAACAUCAGACGCCGUCAAAGUUGUAUCACGAAUUUCUUUUCCUACGAAAACUCCCUCCCAAAGACCACCACCAGGAUGACCACCCAUCACACUGUGGGGGUUCAGCCCCAGCAGCAGCAGGUCAUCUCUCAUCCACAGCAGGGACAGCAACAAAUUCAAGGCCAGCAGCAGCAGACCGUCACCUACCAAACAGUCCAGGCCCAGCCCCACGCCAGCGGUGCUGUUAUCAGUAGCUACAGUGUCUCUGGUGCCCGUCAGACAGGUUACAUCCAGGUGGUGUGUGGAGUGGUCUCAGUCGCCAUCGGCAUUGCCGCUAUCGUCUUGGGUUGUUCCAUUGCGGCAGUGGGGAGCCCUAUUUGGAGUGGGAUCUGUUUUUUUAUUGUGGCUGGUAUUCUGGGUAUUGCAUCUGCUGGAAAUCAGAACAGCUGUGCGAUCGUGGCUCAUCUGGUGAUGUCUAUACUGGCCUCCCUGGCAGCUUUUCAGUUGAUGAUCAUCUUAAUUAUUGCUGCUCUCACCGAGACCUUCUAUUGCGGCAGCUAUUUCUACUAUAAUGAUUGUAGCAGCAGGUAUGGCCGCAUCAUCGUGGACUCUAUUGGCUGCAUUGUUGCUCUGAUUGAGUUUGUGGUAGCCAUCGUUGCAGCUGCUAUCUGCUGCCGUGGAAGCUGUGGCUAUGGCACCGUUGCCACUCAGCAGACUGUGGUUCACCACUAUGUACCAAACCAAGGCAACGUCACGACCAUCAUGACUUCACCCCAACCAUACGGCCAGCAAGUCUACAUGCAACAGCCUGGACAACCCCAACAGGUCCAGGGCUAUGCCAUUUCACCACCCCAGCCCUACCACAUGCCACCCCCCAACAUGGCACCCCAGCAGGUUUCAAGUGUCAACCAACUCCCCGCAGUUCCACCUCCGUACCAGGAAAAACCGGGGACCACUUUGCCGGAACCGCAGGCAUAAAAAGAUGGACUGGUAAGAGAUGGCCAUAGGGGGCGGUAGACUGAUAACAGGUAGCACGAGUAACCUUCAAACUCGAAAAUCCAUAUCAAUGACAAUCAUGUGAAGAAUUCAGAAUCUUUUAAACUAAAUGUUAUAAUAAUGCGGGGAGUGUAAGGUGAACAUAAAGAAUGAUGAAGGGAUAAUGUUGAGAACAUAUUUCCCAAGAAGUAGUAGUAAUUUAUAA
Asterias rubens (European starfish) is the source of this 1221-nucleotide messenger RNA. RefSeq lists its product as uncharacterized. Lineage: Eukaryota; Metazoa; Echinodermata; Asteroidea; Forcipulatida; Asteriidae. The coding region runs from base 117 to 998 and encodes 293 amino acids. The transcript has 7 exons. The record is from RefSeq and is a predicted model, not a curated record.